Messenger RNA from Syngnathus acus (greater pipefish), 2815 nucleotides. It is a transcript of the gene plod3, whose product is annotated as procollagen-lysine, 2-oxoglutarate 5-dioxygenase 3. The record is from RefSeq and is a predicted model, not a curated record. Gene Ontology annotation, biological process: peptidyl-lysine hydroxylation. Bases 80 to 2320 code for a protein of 746 amino acids. Gene Ontology annotation, molecular function: procollagen glucosyltransferase activity; L-ascorbic acid binding; procollagen-lysine 5-dioxygenase activity. Gene Ontology annotation, cellular component: endoplasmic reticulum. NCBI's taxonomy places the organism in Eukaryota, Metazoa, Chordata, Actinopteri, Syngnathiformes, Syngnathidae. The transcript has 19 exons.
CGAGAUUUCGCCAAGAUUCCAUCGGAGCUGCGAAACGGAGACGAGAGGAGAGUGGAGUGGAGAAGAGGAGUAAUUUGCGAUGGAACGGAAGCGUUUACAUCGACAAAUGGCCGUCGCCACGUCUUCUUGGCUUUUCGGCUUGCUAACACUGGGCGUCAUACUCCAUGCUGCCUCCGGGGCUCAACCGCGGAGCCUUUCCCCAGAGAAUCUUCUGGUCAUCACAGCUGCAACAGAGGAGACAGAUGGCUUCCUGCGCUUCAUGGGGACAGCCAGAGAGUUUAACUACACUGUGAAGAUUCUGGGCUUGGGGGAAGAAUGGAAAGGGGGUGACGUUGCUCGUACGGUGGGCGGCGGGCAAAAGGUGCGCUGGCUGAAAAAGGAGCUGCUCAAACACUCGCAGCGGGAAGACCUGGUGGUCUUGUUUGUGGACAGCUACGAUGUUGUAUUCGCUUCGGGUCCUGAGGAACUCCUGUACAAAUUCUCCCGGCUUGGCCACCGCGUGGUGUUCUCCGCUGAAGGCUUCUGCUGGCCAGACCAGAGGCUGGCACCCAAGUACCCCACCGUGCAUUCGGGGAAACGGUACCUCAACUCGGGAGGGUUCAUAGGCUUCGCGCGCGAAGUCAACAACCUGGUCCAGCAGUGGAAGUUGAAAGAUGAUGACGAUGACCAACUCUUCUACACCAAAAUCUACUUGGAUCAGACGCAGCGGACCAAAUUCAAUAUGACGCUGGACCACCGCUCCAGAAUUUUCCAGAACCUCAACGGCGCCGUCGAUGAAGUCGUCCUGAAGUUUGAGAAGGCCAGAGUCCGCGUGAGGAACGUCGCCUACGACACACUUCCUGUCGUCAUUCACGGCAACGGACCCACCAAGCUGCAACUCAACUACCUGGCUAAUUACGUCCCCACGGCGUGGACGUACGAGGAGGGCUGCGGCAACUGUGACGACGACCUCAUUUUCUUUGAUGAAGUAGACGACCAGGAGAUGCCACUGGUGCACGUGGCUGUGUUCAUCCACCACGCCACACCCUUCAUGGAGGACUUCCUGGAGCGGCUGACCACACUCAACUACCCUUUAUCGCGCAUCCACCUUUUCAUCCACAACAAUGUGGUGUACCACGAGCAGCACAUUCACAAGUUCUGGCAGCGCCACCGUUCUCUAUUCCCCAACGCCGCGCUGGUCGGACCCGAGGAGAACCUUCAGGAGGACCGUGCUCGCAAGAUGGCUGUGGAGGCGUGUCGGAAGGACUCCAGCUGUGAUUACUACUUCAGUAUCGACUCGGAUGUUGUCUUGACCAACCCCGACGCCCUGAGGAUCCUCAUGGAGGAGAACAAGUCUGUCAUUGCGCCAAUGCUGUCCAAACCCGGUAAGCUGUGGAGCAACUUCUGGGGUGCCCUGAGCGCCGAAGGCUUCUACUCCAGAUCGGAAGACUACAUCGAGAUUGUUCAAGGGAAGAGGAUCGGCCUGUGGAACGUUCCAUACAUGUCACAGGCCUACCUGAUCAAAGGCAGCGUGCUGCGCUCCAAACUGGCCAAGGUUAACCUGUACGUGGACCCGAACUUAGACCCGGACAUGGCGUUCUGUCGGAGGGUCCGAGAGCAGGGAGUGUUCAUGUUCGUGUCCAACCGCGACGACUUUGGCCGUCUGGUGUCGUCCAACAACUAUAACACGUCCAGGCUGCACCCGGACAUGUGGCAGAUCUUUGACAACCCUCUGGAUUGGAAGGCCAAGUAUGUCCAUGGGAACUACUCCAAGAUUUUUGAGGACCCCAAAAGCUUUGUGGAGCAGCCGUGUCCGGAUGUGUACUGGUUCCCGGCCUUCUCUGAAAAAAUGUGCGACGACCUGGUGGAGACCAUGGAAGACAACGGCGAAUGGUCCGGCGGAAAGCACAAGGACGAGCGUCUGGCCGGUGGCUACGAAAACGUUCCUACCGUGGACAUCCACAUGAAUCAGAUCGGAUUCGAGAAGGAAUGGCUGAAGUUCCUUAAAGAGUACAUUGCACCCAUUACGGAAAAACUCUAUCCCGGAUACUCACCGAAGGCUCAGGCUAUCAUGAAUUUCGUGGUGCGCUACCGUCCCGACGAGCAGCCAUCUUUGCGGCCGCAUCACGACUCGUCCACGUUCACCGUCAACAUCGCCCUCAACAGCAAGAACGUCGACUACCAGGGCGGAGGUUGCCGGUUCCUGCGUUACGACUGCAAGGUGGAGUCGCCCAGGAAGGGCUGGUCCUUCAUGCACCCUGGCCGCCUGACUCAUUACCACGAAGGUCUGCCCACUACCAGCGGAACCAGGUACAUCAUGGUGUCCUUUGUGGACCCCUAAGUCCCGUGAAAGGAGAAACUUGCUUAAGGAGCUCCAGGAUUUCACUUCUCUAGCAUUUUGGAGGGAUUUCUCUAUUUUUUUAAUGGGAUCAUUUUGUCACAGUGGUGCCUUUUUCUAGAAACUCCAACACACUGUGUGUGUGCAUGUGACUUCUACGACAGGUUUGAAAAAGUAAAAAAGAAAAAAAGAUUUUAGUGUUGAAUUAACUUUUUUACCUUGGUCAUGUAAGUGGGGCUUUUACGAGGACUAUUUAUAUUUGAACAUAAAGAUCCACCUUCAUGCUUGGCUUUGUAUAAAAUGCUUUAAAUUAUUUAAAAGCGAAUGAAUACACUUUUAAGAAUUUUAAGACAAAAGACAAAACUCCAAGCUCGUGAUUUUAUACCAAUUAUGUUGGAUCAAGAGCAAGCACCACUGACAAGUGAGAAUGUGAGCUGUGUUGUUUUAACAGUGUGAACAUAAGUGCUAUACAAAUAAAGUAUAGACUUAAAAUGACAA